Messenger RNA from Nothobranchius furzeri (turquoise killifish), 3091 nucleotides. Its product is annotated as SPRY domain-containing protein 3. Lineage: Eukaryota; Metazoa; Chordata; Actinopteri; Cyprinodontiformes; Nothobranchiidae. Gene Ontology annotation, molecular function: protein binding. The record is from RefSeq and is a predicted model, not a curated record.
GAGGCGGGACUUCCGGUUGUACAUACUGGGCAUAAAGCGAAAGAGUUCACCUCCUAAAAAUAGGAAGAAAAACCGAAGAACGACGGAUUACAAGUUAUCGAACAGUAAGGAAUCAACGCUGAAAGGGGAGACUUUGAGUAGUAGUGGAAUGAUUGUCAGACAUGGACGACAUAAACCUUCUUCAUUAUCGCUUAAUGAACUGGAGGAGGCGAAUUCGAGAGAUUCGUGAGGUCCGAGCCGUGCGUUAUCGGGAGCGACUCAAGAGGAUGUUGAGAGAUGGAGAUGUACUCAGGUAUCAUGGGAAUGCAGAUGAAGUGGGCUGUUUUGUUGCAGCAAGGCCUUUGACCAAAAGGAACCGAUACUUCGAAGUAACAAUCAUCGAUACUGGAGUCAGGGGGAUGAUUGCUGUCGGUUUGGUGCCUCAGCUCUACAAACUGGACCAUCAACCGGGCUGGUUACCCAAUUCUGUGGCCUUUCAUGCAGAUGAUGGCAAGCUCUAUAAUGGCAGCACAGUCGGGCAGCUGUUUGGUGCCAAGUGCAGCAGAGGUGACAAAAUCGGUUGUGGAAUAUCGCUGGACUCUGAUGAUGGACAGAUAAGCGUGUUUUUCACAAAAAAUGGCGAUGAAAUCGGCAGCGUUGAAAUCCCAGCCUCUCCCGACGCUCUCUACCCUGCUGUGGGAAUGCAUUCGUUAGGCGAAGAAGUGCUCCUGGAGCUGAACGCCGAGUGGGGAUCGGAGGAUGAUGAUGGACAGAUGAUAGUUGAUAGUCAUGAAGAGGACUGGGCCCGUCUCCAUGACAUCAAAGUGACAGGCACGCUGCUGGAGUACGUAGGGAAAGGGAAGAGCAUCGUAGACGUGGGCUUGGCUCAGGCUCGCCGACCUCUCAACACGCGCUUCCACUACUAUGAGCUGGAGAUCGCAAGCUCUGGAGAGAAGUGUUACAUCGCCCUGGGGCUGGCACGCAGGGACUAUCCAAAAAACAGACACCCAGGUUGGAGCAGAGGAUCCAUAGCUUAUCACGCAGAUGAUGGGAAGUUGUUCCACGGCAGUGGGGUCGGAGACCCUUUUGGACCUCGCUGUUUUGAAGGAGACAUCAUGGGCUGUGGCAUCAUGUUCCCUCGUGACUUUAACCUCGACGACGAUCCAGACGAAUGGGACAUGGAUGUGGUUCCAAAGCCCAGGGGGGUUCAGAAUGAUUUGUACGCAAACAAUGACGAAGAUGACGAGGAGGAGGAGGAGGAGGUAGAAGAAGGAGAUGAUUUAGAGAGAAGGAAGGUCAUGGUGUUCUUCACUCGUAACGGGAAGGUGGUGGGGAGACGGCAGGUGUCCCUACCAGCGGGAGGCUUCUACCCCACUGUUGGUAUGAUGAGCACUGGUGAGAAGGUCAGGGUGGACCUGCACCCCCUCAGUGGCUAAAUCAGAGCAACGCCUCUGGGAACAAGACAGUUACAUCAAAAAGCUCCAAAGUGUCACUUUAUUAAAAGAGGAGAAUGAAAAAUCACUAAACAUGCUGGCAGAUGUUAUAAAGAGUGAUCAAGAUAAUGUCAUUACUACACUUGUGCCAAUAAUAGUGCUUUAUUUUAAAAAUAUUUUAUACUGGUGGCUUAUAGAUCAUUUAGUCACUCGGUGGGAGAUUUAAUAGGAUGCCAAAACUUGCCUCUCACCUGAAUAGUGAAUGUAAAAGUCUGAGUAGAGCAGAGCUCAGCUAACAAAAGGAUCCUUUUAUAAGCAAUAAUAAUGCAAAGCAGCUAACGUGACCUGACAGGCUGCAGCGUCUCUGCUCUGUGAGCUUAGACUGAUGGAGUGUUACUGACACUCAGUGGUCAGAGAGUCAUAAAACAGCAGCCGGUCUGGGUCGGAGUCCUAGAACGAAGCCAGACUCAUUUAGAAGAAGCGAAAGCUGCGCCCUGAGAACACCAUGUUCAUGUGAGCAGAUUUCAGUUGGAAAAAUCCAGCUGAACGUUUGUUCUCAUGCUAUAAAACCCCUAUUUCGGUUGGUGUAAUUUAAACCAAACUGGUAAUAAAACAUAAUAAGAAUAAAUCAAAAGGAUCCUAUUAGAAGUCAGAGUUGAUAUUGACAAACCCACUCCAGCUGAACACGGUUAAAGUGUCUGAAAAUGUUUUAUUCUUCUGUGUUUGUGGCAAUAAUUUAUUCAUCCAAACAGCAAAACGAUACCAGACAACCUCUGACUCGUCGGGACAAGAACUAAGGGCUAAUCACUACAGAGCUGUCCUUUUAUCUCUAGUUUAACAUGAAAACAUUUGAUUGUAUGUUGAAAUUAAAGCCAUACUGUAAAGAUGUGUGUUGCUCUCAGGUACGUUGGAAAUGAUAAGUAAACGUUUAGGGUUCUUUGCGUUUGGAACAUGUGCCAUCACUUGUUUAGUUUGAAUUCAGCUGUUGUUAUUGCCAAAACUGUUUUAAAUGGAAUCGUCUUGUAUUCUUACUGCCACUGUUUCCCACUUUUUAACAAAUCCAAGGACUGUUGUUGACAAUCUUUUGUUUUUGUGUUUCUUUCUUGUCAAACUUGAAAACAUUUGUACUUUGUAACUUGUGAAACCUUGUGCACAGGCUGCAGGCGUUUCAGAGCGUUCCUCACUCCUGAGUCUUAACGAGUCGGGCUGCCUUUAAACAGAAUGCAUCUGUGAAACAUGAAGACUUCUUCUUUUAUGAAACAUUUGACACAAAUAGUGCUAAAAACAGGCGUUUAUCCAUGCAGAUGAUGAGGGUCGGUGCCCAGAUCCUUGGUGGGUUCCACACCUGGCAGGAAUAUUUACCCUCCUAACCCUAAAUGUUCCCUGCAUGGAAGAUGUCCUCCCCCCGGUUGGUUUCCUACAGAGUUGCUGCUAUCUGUGUGCUGAGAGCUGGUUUGGUUUACAGUCGGUUUGGCCUGGACUCUAGAGGGUUUGUUCAUUAGUUUCUUCAAAUUCUGAUAAAUAUUUUUUGUCUUUCUCAGUUUGGUGAUGAAGUUAAUUGUGAACCUUUAGAAGUCUUCUGUUAACUAUCUGCAUUGUUUUUAUUCUUUGUUCACAUCUUGUAUUUUUCACAUUUAAAAUGAUCAAACCAAAAAUGUUAAUAAAUUAUUUAAACUUUA